UGAUUCACGUCGCUUCCGGUCGAGACAAGCCCAUGUGGACGGCAGCAGUGGUAGCCCCGAUCAGUCCGUGUGCCGAGAGUGCUGUCGUUGGGUCGUCGUGUUUCACUGCUUUCCCCGCCGAGUUCCUACUCAACGUGGUAUAAGCGAGGACGUCACCAUGGCGGAUCUGGACGAUUUCUUCGCGAAGAAGGACCGGAAGAAGGCCAAAGGCAAGAAGUUCACGACCACCGACGAGGUCGCGAAGAAGCUCGAGGAGACGGGAAAGCGGCUGGAGAAGCCCAAGCUCAAGGAGAAACCGGCGAAUCCCGAGGGCGAGGAGUCCCAGCAGACGGAGGAUGAGGACGAGUGGAAGGAGUUCGAGGAGGAGAAGAAGGACUAUAGCGGUCUGAAGAUCGGCCACUUAACAGUAAACGACAGCAUCGAUGCGGAAUCGGACGAUGAGCGGGGCACCGGUGAGAACAACUCCGACGGUGAAUCCGGCGAGAGAGGCACCAAGCACACAGGACCAUGGAAGAAGCCAGAUUUACCGCCGGAAGUACCAGAGGUGGCCACACCACCGGCGCCUCCCCCAGCCGCCGCCACUGCCGCCGCCACCGCCGCCACCACCACCACCACUACCACCACUGGGAGCAGCUACAUAGCACCACACUUGCGGAACAUAAUAGCGUUCAUAAACAGUAACCCUAACUACAACAUAUCUGGGCCGCGAGGAAGGAACACCGCGCCGGACAUUCACAGCGAGGAGUACUUCCCCACUCUGAAUGCCAAGCCCCAGCCACAGAACAACGGCAGCGGCCCAUGGGGCAGCAGACGGAAGCGCGAUGAAGGAGCAUUCGAGGAGGUUCGCAAUCGGGGCGGCAGCAGAUCGUACAACGUGCAAGACUCGCAGGCCCAAGCGCCGAAGCUCUCGUUGGGCAACAAGUACAGCGCCUUGUCGCAAGAUCAGAGCUGAAAACACCUAUCACGAUCGAAUCAAACGACAAACAAUCAAUAUCACAUCGUCGCCCCUCUCUGUUUCGUGGCCCAGCCGCGCCGGGAAAAUAUAUUUUCUAGAAUAGAGUCCAACGUGUAUCAUAGUAUGUACGUGUACGCCCCGGUUUUGUAAGAUUCACGGGGAGAACGCUAUUCUUGCAGACGAAAGAACGACGGGAAUAAAAUUAAUCGCGGUUGUGCCCGAUCGAGAUCACCGUAUCUUUGCACGCGCAACAGAGGACUUUGUAAAUUAAACUCGAGGGGGGAAAAAAGAAGAAACAAACUGAGAAUAUCGCGCGCAAGCUUAUUUUCAUACCGUGUAGACGACGCGUAGUCGAUGGUAAAAGUCUCAACUUUUGUAUUUCAUUUUUUAAAUCAGCAAAUAGUGUGUAGUGUGAACGCGUUGCUUCCAGAAGCGCCACGGCAGCGGGACUCACGGCGCUCGAAACACUCGGACGAUCAUCACACACAUUCGGGCGACGUUCGCGAGCAAUGCGCGAUUGUUACGCGUAUAUGUAGUUCAAAAUGGUAUAUACAUGUAUAUAUAUCGUUCGUUUGAAAAAAGAAAAAGAAGAAAAAAAUAUCAAGUAUUCCGCACUUUCUUUCGUACGGUGCUAUAUUCUAAUUUUAGCGUGCAUACUUACUGCCACAAUUAAUUGCCUUCUCGUUGAGUGUUAUCGGUGUAGAUAAGGAAGAUAGACGCGUCCGAACAAUGACUUAACUUCGAGAUCGGCACGACAACGUCGCGAUUCACCGAAAUUCACGAUUCACGUGGUAAUUGAUCUCGGUGGCUCCACGAUUACCCGCGGGACGAAAUGUGUCUCGGAAGCACUCGUGAGAGACGCUACUUACACUCUCUUUUCCUCUUUUGCUCUCCUCUCACCGGGGAGUGUCGCUACGCUCAAAAACGGCUACAUGCGUCAACGAACGGAACUUAUAGGUGCAUUAACACAUACACACGUAUAGCGUCUUAUUUCUACCGCGUUACUCUUACCAGCGUGACAGAUUCUCGAGAAGGUCUGUCAUUCGGAAGUUCUUUGGAUUUUUUCGAUUUGAUAUUCCUUAGCGAAAAUACAGAAUUUUCGAAUGAUUGAGAAAUAAGGGUUUCUCCCAAACUAAAUCUCGGGAGUGCUGCUACUAUGUUUUUGGCUUAAUUUUAAGUGAUUUGCUUCGGUGAAAAAAUUUCUUAAUUUGAUAUCACAAUUUCGCUUAGAAAGAAUCAUUUCUAAGUGGUCCAAAGAAUUGUAUCAAUGCGGUAGGAAAUUCCAUAUAUAUAUGUGUGUGUGUCUGCAUACAAAGGCUCUCGAAGUGUACAAUCGAGAUAAAAUACGAGGUCAAAUAAAAAAUAAUUAAAAGGCAAGUAAGAAUCGAUCGCUGAUGUUAGAAUGUUACAAUGUUUAGGGAAAAAAAGAAACAAUGUUUAAUAUAUAACGAGGUCCCAACUGUUUGAACCUUCUUCAAUGCUGAAUAAUAAAAUUUCAAAAUUCAAAAUAUAUACUAUUAUAACUCUCACAAAUUAUGAUAGCGUUAUAGCAGCAUAUAAUUUUAAUUGUAAAAUUCUUACUUAACGUUGAAGAUGGUGCAAAUAGUCGGGAUCGAAACGUCCGUUAUAUAUUAAAUGUGAUUAAAUAUAAAUAUUAUCUCCUCGUUAAAUAUUAUAUCGCUCUGACAUCAGCGACAGGUUCUCAUUUGCUUUUUAACUUUUUCCUGCAUUUUGAUUGCAUAUAUAUGUACGCGCGCAUGUGUGUACAUACGUAUAAUUAUUAAUCGAAUUACGGGGGGCUGGGCUUUGGAACGGUGCAGAAGUAAAAAUUAGACAAGUUGACAAUGUAACAGGAACGAGCACGAACGAGAGACUAAUUGUUAGUCACACGGGCACGAGGCACGCCUUAGGACGAUAUAGCUAAAUGCGAAACGCGAUAAGCGAGAGCGUCGCGCGGUGGUGUUGUACACAAGUAGGAGGGAGAAAGACAUAUGCGCAUACACUCGUGUUAAAAUAUAUGUAUAUAUAUAUAUAUUAUAAAAAAAAUAUAUAUAUAUAUAUACAUAUAUAUUAUAAAAAAAAAAGAAACCAAGAUCUUACGUAAAGCCUCUGUUAACGAUCGAUAUGAUUCUUUUUUCGUUGUUGAUACGAGAAUUUCUUUUCGUCGGAAGGCAGCACGGCAGAUAAAUAUCCAAGUCCGUCUUCGAGACGGCCUUCUCCCGUUGUCGGCAGACUCUUCCCCGACGAGGACAAGGAGACAGUUUUUUUUUCCCCCCCUGAACACGAAGAGGCGGGGAGAGGGAUGCCGUACAGAAAACGGAUAGAGAAUAAGCGUACUUGUAUAGCGAGUGAUAAAAUGUGAUUAUUUAUAAAUAAAUUUCCUAGGAUAAUUCUC
Dinoponera quadriceps is the source of this 3350-nucleotide messenger RNA. RefSeq names its product protein CDV3 homolog. Lineage: Eukaryota; Metazoa; Arthropoda; Insecta; Hymenoptera; Formicidae. The transcript has 3 exons. The coding region runs from base 158 to 952 and encodes 264 amino acids. The record is from RefSeq and is a predicted model, not a curated record. Gene Ontology annotation, cellular component: cytoplasm.